UGAGUGAGUCCUCCUGCCUGUCAGACCAUCUUUGACCAUAUUGUUAGCGGCGAGGCACUGUCAACAGUAAAGAUGAGCAGCCACAUUUAACGAAUUAAAUAACGCUUGUGUUAUCUGCGUAUAAGCUUGACUAGAGUUAAGAAGGGAGAAAAGGCAGCUGCACCCCCAGUCCUCGGCCUGAUAUUCUGAUGGAAAAAUAACCCCCACUGAUGGAACCCCAGAGGGAGAGCAGCUCUGGGAAUGAUAGUGGUAAAGAGCGAGGCCUGCUCCACACCUGGAAGGGUUACUCCUGCAGUUUGACCCCAGAGAAGCUGCUCCUUCCUCGUCCAGUUCUUCAGGUUGCCCUGGGCUCACGGCAUGGAGUCCUGCUGCUUGAUGGUGGACUGGUGUACAGCUUUGGAGACCUGCCGUGGAAGCAGAGUCAGGUACCAGAGCCUGCUCCACCAAUCCUGGAGAGCACGCUCAGCGGUCAGAGGGUAAUCGCUGUGGCAGCUGGGAGUUUCCACAAUGGAGUAGUGACUGAAGAUGGUGGUAUCCAUAUGUGGGGGGAUAAUGGUAUGGGACAGUGUGGGCUGUCUGGCCUCAGCACUGUCCCAAACCCAACUCCAGUGGCUGUGAUGGACUCUGAGAGCGGCCCAUUGAAGACAGUGCCUGUGCUGGAGCUGGCCUGUGGGGAUAAACACACCCUGGCGCUGUCUGUCCAGCGGGAGGUGUGGACAUGGGGCAGCGGGUGCCAGCUGGGUGUUAACUCACCUGUCUUUCCAGUAUGGAAGCCACAAAGGGUUGAGCACCUGGCAGGGAGGUACGUUCUCCAAGUCACUUGUGGGGCUUCUCACAGCCUGGCUCUGGUGCGUUGCCUAGGUCCACAGGAUGUCCACAGGCCUCCUGUGGACAAAUGCAGGCAGUGUAAUCAGCUGCUGUACACUAUGACAGACAAAGAGGACCACGUCAUCAUCUCUGACAGUCACUAUUGCCCAUUGGGUGUAGAACCAACGGAGGAUGAGGGCAGACUGGAGGCACCUACUCCCAAUGCAGGACUCAAAGCAUCUCCAUCAGAGCCGGUCCUUCCCUCACAUACCUCCAAGUUAAAAUCUGAUUUCCCUGCACUUCCUAAAAGUGAGGACCCCACACUCAUGCAAGACACGGAUAAAGGGGAAUCAGCUUUAACUAGCGUCCCUCUGGCAUCGAACACCUCAGCUGAGUCUAAAGAUGGUACUGUUGUUAAAAGUUCUCUGUAUCCAGAUGAACAGGCUGUUAAAGAUUACCUCAAGAAACUGUCUGACAACACACAAGAAGAAGCAAAUAUAACUGUUGAUGGGCUUCACAAGAUACUGCCCUCAUCAGAAAACCUCCCCUCCACCUCCAGCUCCACACUUAACAACUUGGUGGCCUCCUGUGCCUCAGCAGUGGGUGAGCGUGUUGCCUCCACCUAUGAGGCCCUAUCACUCAAAAAGAUGAUGAACCUUUACCUGCCGUCAGGAGGAUUAAAGUCGGGGGGAGCGGUAGGACUUCUAGGAACUGCUCCUGGAGUGGGCGAUAAUGCCACUGAGCACGUCCGCCAGGAGGACUCCAUGCACGGGAAGAAAAGCUCCAGCACAGGCGACAUCCGUGAGGAGGAGGGGGAAGGUGUGCGGCGCCGCCGCUCACUGCCUGGACUCCUCUCACAGGGUAGAUACGCUGUUCACCUCUUAUCCUCCUCCUAUACCCUGCUGCUAUCUCCCCGGCUGCUGAAGAAAGUGGGGCGUGUUAGAAUGCCCUCUUUCGCUCUCACUCCACUAGAAGGGGGGGUCCCAGAGACCCAGGAAGUGCUCCCAACCCUGCAGACGGAGGUGUGGAGCUGGGGCUAUGGUGAGCAUGGACAGCUGGGCCAUGGAGACAGCCAGGCCAGAUCACAACCUCUGUGCAUCAAGUGUCUGAACAACAAGGAGGUGGUUCGGGUGGCAGCAGGUGCUCAUCAUUCCCUCGCACUAACUGCUCAGUCUCAGGUGUUUUCAUGGGGCAGUAACUUGUCUGGUCAGCUUGGACACAUGGAGUCACCCAGCACCAUUCCCCGCCUUGCCAAGCUGUCAGAGGGCAUCCGGGUGUGGGACGUGAGCGCUGGAGAGAGACACACCCUCCUGCUUGCAGAUGGAGACUGCAUCCAGCCCAUCAUCUAUUACAGUGGGCAGCAGGUGAAAGAUGGGGAUAAAUACAUCAGGGAGCUGGUUCAACAGGAAGAAAGCGAGGAAAAAGAGGAAUGGGGAGUGGGCUACACACCCCAGCCUGUACUAUUACCCUUCUGCAUGAAUCUGGGCUAUGUGAGCAGUGUGUGUGCAGGUGGCCAGCGGUGUAUGGCUCUCUCAGACAAGAAUGUGAUGGGAUUCAUCGCCAGUCUUCAUGAGCUGGCAGCAGCUGAGAGGAAGUUCUACUGCAAGUUGUGUGAUAUUAAGACACAGAUAAUUCGCCCCCUGCUGGAACUCGACUCAUUGAGCUUGGCCCUCGGCCAGGUGACCCUUGGGCUCCUGCAGACAUUGGCGAGCAGAUUCAGCCACUUGUGUCACCUGACAGGGCAGCAUGCCACCAGUCUUACUGUCAAUCUGCGACGUGUCCGUGAUGUUAAAGGUCUGGUUGUCCUGGAGCAUGCUGGAAUCUUCCUUGACUCCUAUCAGGAGUACAGCAAUUCUUUGGGCAACUUCCAGGUGAUGGGAGGUUUCCAGGCCCUCACCAAGCCCUCACUAGAUUCCUUUGGAAAGAGUCUUGAGUUGCUGCAAAGGCUUACAGAAUGCAAUGACGAGAACCCCUCCAUGACCAACCUCCUGGUAGCACUGUUCUACUUCCCAAUCAGCCAUCUUAAUAAGUACAACAGGCUGCUGCUGAAACUGGGCACCUGCUUUGAAGUGAGCUCUAGUGAUUACCAGAAACUGCAAGACAGCUGCUCCAAGUUUGAAGCUUUAGAUCUUCAGCUGAAAAGAAAAAGGAAAGAAGCCGAGUACACGCUGCACUUCUGGAAAAGCUUCCCUGGCAAAAUGACGGACUCCCUGAGGAAGCCACACCGCCGUCUGAUCUGCGAGAGCAGCAACAAAGCGCUCACCCUGCAGAAUGCUGGGAGGUUCUCUGUCAACUGGUUCAUCCUGUUCAAUGACGCACUGGUCCAUGCACAGGGCGUGGCACCUUGUAAGAAUCUUUUCUCCACCCAUCACGUCUUCCGUUUGGCUACCCUGUGGGUUGAGCCAGUCCCAGAGGAGAGCACUGGCAUACAUGGCUUAAAGGUGAUCACACCAGAAGAGACAUUCACCCUGCUGGCCUCCUCUCCUAUGGAGAAGUCUAAGUGGCUUCAAUUCAUCAACCAGGCAGUGGGCCAGGCUUUAAAUGGAACCGGUCAGGACACUGUGCCUCUCAGCUCAGGUUUGGCUCAAAAAUUAGAGCCUCCAAAUUCCAGGACAGCCUCCUACACCUUUUAUAAAGAGGGACGUCUAAAAGAGGCAACAUAUGAAGGCCACUGGCUCACUGGAAAGCCCCAUGGCAGGGGAGUGUUGAAAUGGCCAGAUGGUAGAAAAUACACAGGGGAGUUCAAGAAUGGACUGGAGGACGGCUUUGGUGAAUUUGUUGCUCCCAAUAAGACACCGAACAUAAAUGAUUCAUAUCAAGGACAUUGGAAGGAUGGCAAGAUGCACGGCCUAGGGAAAUACAGGUAUGCCAGUGGGGAAGUUUAUGAUGGAUCGUUUCAGGACGGCAUGCGUCACGGCCAUGGCAUGCUACGUAGCGGCAAACUCAACACCUCCUCUCCCAGUGUUUUCAUUGGUCAGUGGCUACAGGACAAGAAGACCGGCUACGGAGUCUUUGACGAUAUCGUAAAAGGGGAGAAGUACAUGGGCAUGUGGCAGGACCACAUACGCCAAGGCACUGGCGUUGUCGUCACUCAGUUUGGCCUUUACUAUGAAGGAGCCUUUAAAGACAAUAAGAUGAUGGGUACUGGAAUCCUACUCUCUGAGGAUGAUACAACUUAUGAAGGAGAGUUUUCUGAUGACUGGACCCUCAAUGGAAAGGGUGUGCUGACUAUGGCGAAUGGUGACUACCUGGAGGGCUCUUUCAAUGGCGAGUGGGGCUCUGGCCUUAAAGUGACUGGCUCUUACUUCAAGCCACAUCUGUUUGAUACUGACAAAGAAAAGACCCAAACUGUAAAGCUGGGGCGUUUAUGUGUAUGCGCGGAGGACAAGUGGCAGGCUGUGUUUGAGGAGUGUUGGAGGCAGCUAGGUUGCGAGGAGCCAGGCCGAGGAGAGAACUGGAAAGCCUGGCAGAACAUUGCUGUAGCCCUCACCAGCAGCCGGCCACACACUCAUGACAGUCCUGAGAUGUUGUCUCGAAGUAACAAUAAAACCCUCAAAAGUCUUGAGGUGAUCCCGCUACACACAGGAUCAAUCACAAUGGAACGAUAUAACACCAUUCGCCUCUACCUCAUCAAGGCAUGUGACACCUCUCUCCACCCUCUGGGUCGGCUGCUGGAGACCUUGGUGGCAGUCUACAGGAUGACCUACGUAGGCGUUGGAGCCAAUCGUCGCCUCCUGCAUCAGGCUGUCACAGAGAUUAAGUCUUAUCUUUGUCGCAUCUUUCAAAUAGUCAGGUUUUUAUUCCCAGACUUGCCUGAAGAGGACGGUGUAAUUCCAGAGUUGACCUCCAGCCUUCAGGACAACAGGGAGCCAGACUCAACUGAUAUCUCACCAGACUCACCAAAACCAGCCCGGGUUGUGAGCAGCUCAGGCCUGCUGCUUCCUGUCCUGCUGCCCCGUCUCUACCCCCCACUGUUCACCCUCUAUGCUUUGGACAAGGAGAAAGAAGAUGACAUCUACUGGGAGUGUGUCCUUCGCCUCAACAAGCAGCCAGACCUUGCCCUUCUCACCUUCCUGGGUGUCCACCAGAAAUUUUGGCCCAUUUCAAUUCCUGCAACAUUGCCUGUACUGGGGGAGACGCAGCAGGUUCUCUCCAGUGCCAAGGAUGCCUGCUUCACCUCUGCAGUAGAGACACUACAGCAGAUCAGCACAACAUUCACCCCGUCAGACAAGCUGCAGGUGAUCCAGCUCACUUUUGAAGAGAUCACAAAGGAGGUUCAGUCACUGCUUAAGCAGGAUUUCCUGUGGUCGAUGGAUGACCUCUUUCCUGUAUUUCUCUACGUCGUGCUGCGAGCUCGAAUCAGGAACCUGGGCUCUGAGGUCAGUUUGAUCGAAGACCUGAUGGAUCCCUGUGUUCAGCAUGGAGAGCACGGAAUCAUGUUCACUACACUCAAGGCCUGUUAUUAUCAGAUUCAGCAUGAGAAGAUCACUUAAAUUGAUUCUGUGUCUUUGGCAAUCUGCAUGCUGCUGGCCGACCUCCCCCCUCUCAGACACUGCCAGUGGUGGGAUUGGUAAGGCCUGAGGAUGUUAAAUAGGUGGAGUCAUGAAUGUGAAGAUUACUGACAUCUCCAGCUGCUGUUGUUACGGAGCUGUUCUUCCUGACACACCAACACUCCCUAACAGACUUUUAUCCUCAGAUCAAGAAGGUACAUGUAAAUAUUUUACUGCCAGAGAUGAGCCACUUCAUACCGUCCAGUGUAAACCUGUGAAACAGAUCUGACUGACUUCUGUCUGAAAUACUGAUAUGAUGUGUGACUAAGAAACCCAAACUGAC
Betta splendens (Siamese fighting fish) is the source of this 5640-nucleotide messenger RNA. It is a transcript of the gene als2b, whose product is annotated as alsin Rho guanine nucleotide exchange factor ALS2 b. The record is from RefSeq and is a predicted model, not a curated record. The coding region runs from base 210 to 5300 and encodes 1696 amino acids. Gene Ontology annotation, molecular function: guanyl-nucleotide exchange factor activity. Lineage: Eukaryota; Metazoa; Chordata; Actinopteri; Anabantiformes; Osphronemidae. The transcript is spliced from 36 exons.